AUGGCUCCGACCAGCUCAAACUACAACAGAGAUGAGAAAGUUCUUUGUUUCCACCAUGAAGUUCUCUACGAAGCCAAGAUUAUGGAUAUGAAGCAUGUCGACCCCGAUGAUCGCAAGAGUCCCUAUGAAUAUUUAGUUCAUUACAAGGGCUGGAAAAACACUUGGGAUGACUGGGUUCCUCAAGAACGCCUUCGCAAAUUCACUGAAGAGAAUCGGGAACUAGCUGCCCAGAUUCGAAGAGAAGUUACCGCUCAGAUGUGGGGGAAAGCCAAUGUCAGCACCGGCAAGACUCUCAAACGAAGAGGAGGCUCAGACUCUGGGCGAGGUAGUGAAGAACGACAGUCUUCUGUUCCUGCUAAAGGCACCAAAAGAGGUCGUGAUAAUGAAAUUGAAAAGGAGGACCAAUUCCAUCUACGGCCAUCAAUCCGCAUCAUGCUCCCUGAUACUCUCAAAGCAUUGCUUGUGGAUGACUGGGAGAAUGUAACCAAGAACCAGCAAGUUGUCGCAUUACCAGCUCAUCACUCCGUGAAUGAGAUACUUCAAUUAUACUCCGAUGAGGAGAAACCAAAGCGCACAACAACAGCUGAACUGGAUGUCCUUGAAGAAGUGAUCAUGGGGAUCAAAGAGUAUUUUGACAAAUCGCUCGACAAGAUCCUGCUCUAUAAGUUUGAAAGAGAACAGUACCGAUUGUUGCGCCAGAAGUGGGAAAGUGGUGCAGAGAAUUAUACGGACAAGGGUCCUCUUGAUAUUUAUGGAGCUCACCAUCUGGCUCGAUUGUUCGCUGUCCUUCCCGAACUUAUUGCUCAGACAAACAUGGACCAACAAUCCAUCAACCGCUUACGCGAAGAAUUAAGCAAAUUCACCAUAUGGCUGAGCCGCAAUUCCGAAAAGUUCUUCUCAAACAAGUACAUCAGUGCGAGUAACGAGUAUUUGGAAAAGGCUGCUGGUGUACCUAUUCCGAAUUUAGGUACUGCAACCUCUCGUCUUGUCUGA
Talaromyces marneffei is the source of this 993-nucleotide messenger RNA. RefSeq lists its product as uncharacterized. NCBI's taxonomy places the organism in Eukaryota, Fungi, Ascomycota, Eurotiomycetes, Eurotiales, Trichocomaceae. Gene Ontology annotation, cellular component: Rpd3S complex; nucleus; NuA4 histone acetyltransferase complex. Gene Ontology annotation, biological process: chromatin organization; regulation of DNA-templated transcription. The transcript has 4 exons. The record is from RefSeq and is a predicted model, not a curated record. The coding region runs from base 1 to 993 and encodes 330 amino acids.